Molecule: messenger RNA, 3557 nt
Organism: Arvicanthis niloticus (Nile rat)
Lineage: Eukaryota; Metazoa; Chordata; Mammalia; Rodentia; Muridae
Gene: Unc45b
Product: unc-45 myosin chaperone B
Cellular component (GO): cytoplasm
Molecular function (GO): Hsp90 protein binding
Source: RefSeq, a predicted model, not a curated record
GGUGCUAAAGUCUGCAGGGUGGGGGCUGGGAGCAGCAGACAGAAGCUGUCUGAGGUGGUCUGCAGAGCUCAGGAGCAGUACCUAGGAGGAGGCAUCUCUGGGAGACUAUGGCAGAGGCCGAAGCGGCACAGCUGAAGGAGGAAGGGAACCAGCAUUUUCAGCUCCAAGACUAUAAGGCGGCCACCAAGAGCUACAGCCAGGCCCUGAAACUGACCAAGGACAAGGCCCUGCUGGCCACACUCUACCGGAAUCGGGCAGCCUGCGGCCUGAAAAUGGAGAGCUACGCCCAGGCAGCUUCAGAUGCUUCCAGAGCCAUUGACAUCAACUCCGCUGACAUCAAAGCAUUGUAUAGGCGAUGCCAGGCCCUCGAGCAUCUUGGCAAGUUGGACCAGGCGUUCAAGGAUGUGCAGCGCUGUGCUACCCUCGAGCCAAGGAACCAGAACUUCCAGGAGACACUGCGGAGGCUCAACACCAGCAUCCAAGAACAGCUCCGUGUUCAGUUUUCUACCGACUCCAGGGUACAGACAAUGUUUGAAAUCCUUCUGAACGAAAACAGCGAGACUGAUAAGCGGGAGAAGGCUGCCAACAACCUCAUUGUCCUGGGCCGUGAAGAAGCAGGGGCUGAGAGGAUCUUCCAGAGCAAUGGAGUGGCUCUGCUGCUGCAGCUUAUGGACACUAAGCGGCCUGAGCUGGUGCUGGCUGCCGUGAGGACCCUGUCUGGCCUGUGCAGUGGCCACAGAGCAAGGGCCACAGCCAUCUUGCACGCAGUCCGAAUAGACAGAAUCUGCAGCCUUAUGGCCCUGGAGAAUGAAGAGAUGUCCUUGGCUGUCUGCAACCUGCUCCAGGCCAUCAUUGACUCCCUUUCUGGGGAGGACAAGAGAGAGCAUCGUGGGAAGGAGGAGGCUCUGGUUCUAGAUACCAAGAAGGACCUGAAGCAGAUCACUAGCCACCUGCUGGACAUGCUGGUCAGUAAGAAGGUGUCUGGGCAAGGCAGAGACCAGGCACUGAACCUGCUCAAUAAGAACGUCCCCAGGAAGGACCUGUCCAUUCAUGACAACUCACGCACCAUCUAUGUUGUAGAUAAUGGUCUUAGGAAGAUCCUGAAGGUGGUGGGGCAGGUUCCAGACCUGCCCUCAUGCCUCCCGCUGACUGACAACACUCGUAUGCUGGCUUCCAUCCUCAUCAACAAACUCUAUGAUGACCUGCGAUGUGACCCAGAGCGCGACCACUUCCGCAAGAUCUGCGAGGAGUACAUCACGAGCAAGUUUGAUCCCCAGGACAUGGACAAGAAUGUAAAUGCCAUCCAGACAGUGUCGGGCAUCCUGCAGGGGCCCUUUGACCUGGGCAAUCAGCUGCUGGGUAUGAAAGGUGUGAUGGAGAUGAUGGUGGCUCUGUGUGGCUCGGAGCGCGAGGUGGACCAGCUGGUGGCUGUGGAGGCUCUCAUCCAUGCCUCCACUAAACUCAGCCGGGCCACUUUCAUCAUCACCAAUGGUGUGACACUUCUCAAGCAGAUCUACAAGACCACAAAGAAUGAGAAAAUCAAGAUCCGCACGCUGGUGGGGCUCUGUAAACUUGGCUCAGCUGGGGGCUCCGACUAUGGCCUCAGACAGUUCGCUGAAGGGUCAACAGAGAAGCUAGCCAAGCAGUGUCGAAAGUGGCUGUGUAACACUGCCAUAGACACUCGGACACGGCGCUGGGCAGUGGAGGGCCUGGCCUACCUCACGCUGGAUGCUGAUGUGAAGGAUGACUUUGUCCAGGACAUCCCUGCUCUGCAAGCCAUGUUCGAGUUGGCCAAGACCAGUGACAAGACCAUCCUGUACUCAGUGGCCAACACCCUGGUAAACUGCACCAACAGCUAUGAUGUCAAGGAGGUCAUCCCUGAGCUGGUGCAGCUGGCCAAGUUCUCCAAGCAACAUGUGCCAGAGGAGCACCCCAAGGACAAGAAGGACUUCGUAGACUUGCGGGUGAAACGGCUCCUGAAGGCAGGCGUCAUAUCUGCGCUGGCCUGUAUGGUGAAGGCAGACAGUGCUAUCCUCACAGACCAGACCAAGGAGCUGCUGGCCAGGGUGUUCCUGGCACUCUGUGACAACCCAAAGGACCGGGGCACCAUUGUAGCUCAAGGUGGUGGCAAGGCCCUGAUCCCCCUGGCUUUGGAGGGCACAGAUGUGGGCAAGGUGAAGGCAGCCCAUGGGCUAGCCAAGAUUGCUGCUGUCUCCAAUCCGGACAUCGCCUUCCCUGGGGAGCGGGUAUAUGAGGUGGUACGGCCCCUUGUGAGUCUCCUGGACACACAGAGGGAUGGGCUUCAGAACUAUGAGGCUCUCCUAGGACUCACUAACCUGUCUGGGCGCAGUGACAAACUCAGGCAGAAGAUCUUCAAGGAGAAGGCCUUGCCAGACAUUGAGAACUACAUGUUUGAGAACCAUGACCAGCUACGGCAGGCAGCCACCGAAUGCAUGUGUAACAUGGUGCUCAAUAAGGAGGUUCAGGAGAGGUUCCUGGCUGAUGGGAAUGACCGUCUUAAGCUGGUGGUGCUGCUCUGUGGGGAGGAUGACCACAAACUGCAGAACGCAGCAGCUGGAGCUCUGGCCAUGCUGACCGCAGCACAUAAGAAACUGUGCCUCAAGAUGACGGAAGUGACAACCCAGUGGCUGGAGAUCCUACAGCGGCUUUGCCUGCAUGACCAGUUGUCAGUGCAGCACCGGGGCCUGGUCAUUGCCUACAACCUGCUCUCAGCGGAUGCUGAGCUGGCUAGGAAGCUGGUGGAGAGCGAGCUGCUGGAGAUCCUGACUGUGGUGGGAAAGCAGGAGCCAGAUGAGAAGAGAGCAGCUGUGGUCCAGACAGCCCGGGAGUGUCUUAUCAAGUGCAUGGAUUACGGCUUCAUCAAGCCAGUGUCAUAGAGAGAGUGGUCCACAGGGAUGCUGGGGUUGGUCCUGUACUGUGAAGAGUCAUGAGUUGGGUCCUCCCAAAGUGUCAGUUCAGCUAAGGAUCAUAGCAGUGCCAAUGAUGUCUCAUUACAAAGGAAAGACUUGGUUGUCUCCUGAUUUGUGACUCUUCCUCUUGGUCCUGGGAAUGUUUGAGCGUUCCUGCCUCCCUAAAUUUGUCACAUCCCAGAAAGUUCUAGGGUAAGUUCUCUCUGUGAUCAGAAAGCAAGGCAGACAAUUGUGUCUGUCUCUAUUCUGCAGGCCAGAUAAAGGGCUGUAGACUGAUUUUUUUGUUUGUUUGUUUGUUUUGUAUUUUUAAAAAAACCUAUGUACUGGCAAGGAAAGAACUAACAGGUAUGUGACCAUAAAGAUUAAUGCUUUCAUUCAAUUCAGAUGCUGAUCUUGGUUGAUUUUCAUGACUUCUCCUACACAUUGAAGCUGUGUCUCAACUGCAUGUGCCCUGUCAAAGCCCCGUGCCCACUCCUGUCACCCGAUUUCAAUGGUAUCACAGUUUAUGCUCACAGUGGGACAUGGUUCAUUUCAUGCAAGAUGAAUAUAGCGACUACCAACAAGAUCAACUCAAAGUUCCCUGAGCAAAACAUAAAUAAAGAUUAAUGAAUAUAUGUUAGUCACCCA